Molecule: messenger RNA, 1194 nt
Organism: Castor canadensis (American beaver)
Lineage: Eukaryota; Metazoa; Chordata; Mammalia; Rodentia; Castoridae
Source: RefSeq, a predicted model, not a curated record
AUGGCGAGGGGCAGCCCCAGCAUGCCCACCCCAGGACCAAGGCCCAUGCCCAUGGCGUCUCCCAGGAUCGAGGCUGUCAUCCGGGAGCAGCACAGGAUGGCGGAGUGUCCCGUGUGGGAAGAGGAGAUGGGGCAGCUCGUGUACGUGGACAUCCACGCCAAGACCGUGUGCAGGUGGAACCCGGUGUCCAGGGAGGUGCAGGCCGUGGGCCUCAAGGCAGAAGAAACCCUGAACCCUCUGCACCCCGCUGGGUGGAGCAGCCCUUCCCUGGCUGAUGCUGGCCUGUGGACACUGUCCUGGUCAGAGACACAGUGUGGCCACGUGGCCACAGAGGGGCUGCAGGCAGAGGGCACUGUCCCCCUGCAGAACAGGUGGGGACAGAGUGGGUCCCUCACCUGCCAUGUGCCCCUCCUCUGGGCAGGAGCCAUGUCCUGGCUGAUCACUGACCUGGAUGCAGGUCACCGGGUUGGCUGUGUGGCUCUGCGCCACAAAGGGAGCUACGUGGUGGCCUCUGGCACCUGCCUUGGCCUCCUGGACUGGGGCACGCGGCAGGUGCAGUGGCUGGCCUGGCUGGACAGAGACAAACCCCACAACAGGUUCAAUGACGGGAAGGUGGACCCCGCCGGGCGGUUUGUGGCAGGCACCAUGCCAGAGCCGUCUGCCCCAGGCGUGUGGGAGCCCAGGCAGGGCUCCCUGUACUCACUCCAUGCUGACUACUCAGUCGUCAGACACCUGGACAGGCUGGGCAUCCCCAAUGGGCUGGACUGGUCCCCUGACCACCGCACCUUCUACCACGUGGACAGCCUGGAGUACUGCGUGCGGGCGUACGACUACGAUGUGCAGACAGGCGGGAUCGAGAACCCACGGCUGCUGUACAGGCUGCAGGAGGACCAGGGCAUGCCGGACGGGCUGUGCGUGGACACCGCGGGCACACUCUGGGUGGCCUGCAUCGAUGCAGGCAGAGUGAUCCGGCUGGACCCCGAGACAGGAACCCGGCUGUGCACGGUGGAGAUGCCCGUGUCCAGGGUCACCUCCUGCUGCUUCGGGGGCCCCGACUACUCGGAGCUGUAUGUGACAUCAGCGGCGGACGGCCUCAGCCCACAGCAGUUGUGUCGGGAGCCUCAGGCCGGACAUGUCUUCAAGGUCACCGGCCUGGGGACAAGAGGGUUGCCACCUCAUCCCUUUGCUGGCUGA